AUGUCUCAACUCUCAGGAGAAAGCGACCUGUUUGACUGGGGUGAUAAUUCAGAAGUCCCCCUUGAAUGGGGUGAUCUGCCUGAAAUCCCCCUUGACCCUGAAAUAGACACCAAUUACUGGGGUUUUCGGCAAAAUGCUUCAGUUGACACUGACGCCGAGCUCUUCAAUGGUGAUGAUGAGCCUAAAUCCCACAGAAGUGGAUCACAUCACCGGGUGCAGAAGGGGAAAUUUCAUGCGGAUGAUACGUGCAGCAAACUCCGAGUGGCGGAGAGAAAACUCCAAGAGCUGCAGUCCAAGCUCCAAAACAUGGAGGGAAAAGAGCAAAACUUGCAAGUCAAGUUGAAAGCAGCCAUGGAAAGAAUUAGAGCCAUGGAGAAAGAGAAGCUAGAGCAGGAUGCAGAGCUGCAAUCGAAGCUGGAAGCCAUGGAGAAAGAAAACAAAGGCUUGCGAGAAAAGCUUAAUGAAGGUGUCACAAGAAACACACAGAUGCUUAUCCAGCAGGAACAGAAUGCAAAAUGCAGAAAGCUGGAAACAAAGCUGCUAGAAAUGAGCAAAAGAAACCAAAGCUUACAGCAAAUGCUCGAUCAAGCAUUGGAAAAAAAAGUAGCAGUUCUAAAAGAGAACAAAGAACUGAAGAUGAAGCGCACAGAGGUCGAAUCCAAACUGGAGCACACUGAAAAGAAGCACAGGGUGGUGGAGGCCAAACUGGAGGACAUGCAGACACAAAAUCAAAACCUGCAAGCAUUGCUUCACAAAGCCCAGCAGAGCAAUGGAAAUGUCCUCAACGAAAAGGAAGCAAAGCACAGGGAGAUGCUCCAGAAGAUGGAAGAGAGGAACAAAGACAUCCAGUGCAGACUUCAACAAGUGCAGAGUCAGUGUGACGACCUGCAGGAAGCAGAAAAAAUACAGCAGCAGAAAUUGAACCUUCUGGAAGAAAGGCAUGCAGAAAAGCAUGACCGAGUUAAAGAACUCGAGAUAAAGUGUACAACACUUGAAGCUGAGAAUGCAGAAACACUCAGUGAUCUGCAGGCCCUCAUCCUGCAGCACAAAGAGCUGCACGAGCGCUGCCUCAGAAAGAAAAAGCGCUUCAAGUUUCUCCGGAGGACCUCUGCUGCUGCUGCUGCUGCUUCAGCUCAAAGGAAGCUCCCCUCGUCUGCCACCACCUUCGAUCCAUCUCCUGGACCUUGA
This is a messenger RNA of Archocentrus centrarchus (flier cichlid), 1188 nucleotides long. RefSeq names its product girdin-like. NCBI's taxonomy places the organism in Eukaryota, Metazoa, Chordata, Actinopteri, Cichliformes, Cichlidae. Bases 1 to 1188 code for a protein of 395 amino acids. The record is from RefSeq and is a predicted model, not a curated record. The transcript has a single exon.